Telopea speciosissima is the source of this 3468-nucleotide messenger RNA. RefSeq names its product cellulose synthase A catalytic subunit 7 [UDP-forming]. Gene Ontology annotation, cellular component: trans-Golgi network; plasma membrane. The record is from RefSeq and is a predicted model, not a curated record. The coding region runs from base 85 to 3228 and encodes 1047 amino acids. Gene Ontology annotation, biological process: cellulose biosynthetic process; plant-type primary cell wall biogenesis. The transcript has 13 exons. NCBI's taxonomy places the organism in Eukaryota, Viridiplantae, Streptophyta, Magnoliopsida, Proteales, Proteaceae. Gene Ontology annotation, molecular function: cellulose synthase (UDP-forming) activity.
GAGGCUACCUUCAUUGAUAAAAAGAACAACCCAAAGAAACCAUCUCUGUAUUCUCUGAGAUCACUUACCGAUCAGAGAAGAAGAAUGGAAGCUAGUGCCGGAUUAGUUGCCGGAUCUCACAACAGGAAUGAGCUUGUUGUCAUUCAUGGCCAUGAAGAGCCUAAGUCAUUGAAGUCAUUAAGUGGUCAAGUCUGUGAGAUUUGUGGUGAUGAGAUUGGCCUUACUACUGAUGGUGAUCUCUUUGUUGCCUGCAACGAAUGCGGUUUUCCGGUGUGUCGGCCGUGUUAUGAGUAUGAAAGGAGAGAAGGAAGCCAACUCUGUCCCCAGUGCAAGACCCGUUACAAGCGUCUCAAAGGAAGCCCAAGGGUGGAAGGAGAUGAAGAUGAAGAAGAUUUAGAUGAUAUUGAGCAUGAAUUUGACAUUGAAGAUGAGCAGAAUAAGCAGAAACAUCUCACAGAAGCAUUGCUUCAUGGGAAGAUGAGCUAUGGGAGAGGCCCUGAUGAUCAUGAAAAUUCCCAAUUUCCUCCGGUUAUAACCAGUGCUAGAUCUAGACCGGUGAGUGGGGAGUUUCCAAUAUCGAAUCAUGCUUAUGGAGAGCAAAUGCUAUCAACUAAUUCACUUCAUAAACGCGUUCAUCCUUAUCCAUUAUCAGAGUCUGGAAGCACAAGAUGGGAUGAAAAGAAGGAGGCAGGGUGGAAAGAGCGGAUGGAUGAUUGGAAAACAAAGCAAGGAAACUUGGGGAUGGACCCUGAAGAUGCCAUGGAUGCUGAUCCCAUGAUGGAUGAAGCAAGGCAACCACUAUCAAGAAAAGUACCAAUUGCAUCUAGCAAGAUCAACCCAUAUCGGAUGGUGAUCGUGACCCGGUUGAUUGUUCUAGCCAUAUUUCUUCGGUAUAGAAUUCUGAACCCGGUUCAUGAUGCCAUUGGGCUAUGGCUCACCUCUGUAGCCUGUGAAAUAUGGUUUGCCUUGUCAUGGAUCCUUGAUCAGUUCCCUAAAUGGUUACCCAUUGAUCGUGAGACUUAUCUUGAUCGUCUUUCUCUCAGAUAUGAGAGGGAAGGUGAACCUUCAAUGUUAUCUCCAGUGGAUAUAUUUGUGAGCACAGUGGACCCAUUGAAGGAACCUCCUUUAGUUACUUCCAACACAGUGCUUUCAAUCUUAGCCAUGGAUUAUCCGGUUGAUAAGACCUCAUGCUAUGUCUCUGAUGAUGGUGCUUCCAUGCUUACAUUUGAGUCACUGUCUGAAACUGCAGAAUUCGCUCGGAAAUGGGUUCCUUUCUGUAAGAAAUUUGCCAUUGAGCCUCGAGCUCCAGAGAUGUAUUUUUCUCUCAAGGUGGACUAUCUCAAAGACAAAGUCCAGCCUACAUUUGUCAAGGAGCGUCGAGCUAUGAAGAGAGAAUACGAAGAAUUUAAGGUCCGGAUCAAUGCAUUGGUAGCCAAAGCCAUAAAGGUUCCCCUAGAAGGAUGGAUAAUGCAAGAUGGUACACCUUGGCCGGGAAACAACACUAAGGAUCAUCCGGGUAUGAUUCAAGUGUUUCUUGGUCACAGUGGAGGCCAUGAUGCUGAAGGAAAUGAGCUCCCUCGCCUUGUCUAUGUUUCUCGUGAGAAAAGACCUGGCUUCCAACAUCACAAGAAAGCUGGUGCCAUGAAUGCCCUGGUUCGUGUUUCUGCAGUGCUGACGAAUGCACCUUUCAUGUUGAACUUGGAUUGUGAUCACUACAUUAAUAAUAGCAAAGCUGUCAGGGAGGCAAUGUGUUUCUUGAUGGACCCUCAGGUUGGGAGGAACGUAUGUUAUGUCCAGUUCCCUCAGAGGUUUGAUGGCAUUGACCUGCACGAUCGGUAUGCUAACAGAAACACAGUCUUCUUUGAUAUUAACAUGAAAGGCCUAGAUGGAAUUCAGGGUCCAGUGUAUGUCGGUACUGGGUGUGUCUUUAGAAGACAAGCUUUAUACGGUUAUAACCCACCAAAGGGCCCAAAGCGUCCAAAGAUGGUAACUUGUGGCUGCUGCCCAUGUUUUGGACGUCGUAAGAAACUCCCAAAGUUAUCUAAACAAGACAUGAGUGCAGCUGGUGCAAAUGGAGAUGGAUCAAACCUCCAAGGAGUUGAUGAGGACAAGGAGCUACUGAUGUCCCAGAUGAAUUUUGAGAAAAGGUUCGGUCAGUCAGCAGCAUUUGUGACUUCAACACUGAUGGAGCAAGGUGGCGUCCCUCCCUCCUCAAGUCCAGCAGCUCUGCUCAAAGAAGCCAUUCAUGUUAUUAGCUGUGGCUAUGAAGACAAAAGUGAUUGGGGAGCAGAGUUGGGUUGGAUAUAUGGGUCUAUCACUGAAGAUAUCCUGACAGGCUUUAAGAUGCAUUGCCGAGGUUGGAGGUCGAUAUACUGCAUGCCCAAGAGACCUGCAUUCAAGGGUUCAGCACCCAUCAACCUUUCUGAUCGUCUCAAUCAAGUUCUGAGGUGGGCUCUUGGUUCUGUUGAGAUCUUCUUCAGUCGACACAGUCCCCUCUGGUAUGGGUACAAGGGUGGACACCUGAAGUGGCUAGAGCGUUUUGCAUAUAUCAACACAACUAUCUACCCAUUCACCUCCUUACCUCUUCUCGCCUACUGUACUCUUCCUGCCGUUUGCUUGCUAAGUGGAAAGUUCAUAAUGCCAGAGAUAAGCACAUUUGCAAGUCUCUUCUUCAUUGGACUGUUUAUCUCGAUUUUCACAACAGGCAUAUUGGAGCUGAGAUGGAGUGGAGUUAGCAUUGAGGAAUGGUGGAGGAACGAGCAAUUCUGGGUUAUUGGUGGUGUGUCGGCACACCUUUUUGCUGUUAUUCAGGGACUUCUCAAGAUUUUGGCCGGAAUCGAAACUAGCUUUACUGUUACAUCCAAGGCCACUGAUGACGAGGAGUUUGGAGAGCUAUAUGCCUUUAAAUGGACCACUCUUCUGAUCCCUCCUACCACCAUCCUGAUCAUCAACCUGGUUGGAGUAGUUGCAGGCAUAUCUGAUGCUAUAAAUAAUGGGUACCAAUCUUGGGGUCCUCUUUUUGGGAAGCUCUUUUUUGCCUUUUGGGUGAUUGUCCAUCUCUACCCAUUCCUCAAGGGUCUCAUGGGGCGGCAGAACAGGACUCCUACCAUUGUUGUCAUCUGGUCAGUGCUUUUGGCCUCAAUCUUCUCCUUGCUAUGGGUUAGAAUUGACCCAUUUGUGCUCAAAACCAAAGGUCCUGAUGUCAAACAAUGUGGAAUCAAUUGUUGAUCAUGAUGGGGUUUGAUGUCAAACAUGUAAAUUUUGCUUUCACUCGUGUGAAACAACAAAAUGGAUGAAGGUCAAAUAAACAUAGUGUGAAAAGUUUUGAUGAGCUACUCAAUUUUGUAUUUGAUUGUAAGGCAGUGCAACUUAACAUCCUUUCAGGUAUUCAAUGUGUGAAAUUUGCAAUGUAAUUGAAAGAUUAUGCAUCAACUACUACAGUUGUUUCUUAUAUUACAGCAGUUGUAU